Chara braunii is the source of this 2960-nucleotide messenger RNA. The record is from the annotation of a GenBank genome assembly. NCBI's taxonomy places the organism in Eukaryota, Viridiplantae, Streptophyta, Charophyceae, Charales, Characeae.
CGCAGAAGGAGAUCUCCCAGGAAGGCCGACAGGAUGGCUGGACGGCUGUCGAACGGCAGACCGGCAGGCACAUCCGGUGGAUCUAUCAAUCGCCAACGCAGUGCGGGGUCGGUGGCGAAGCAGCCGUACAACCCGAGGUUGUAUGCGCACCUGCGUUCUCACGAGAUUCCUCUGCCGCUGUCGGAUGACGAGGGGGGGGAAGCCAGGUCGCCGACUUUGCCGUUGGGAAGCGGUUCUACGCAGGACUGGGCGGCAACUCAAUCGUGCGGCGGCAGGGGGGUGGAGACGCCGUGGUCUUACACGUCACUUAUGAACGAGGGGCUGUGCGAUGACGACGGCGAUGCAGCGGUUGAUCUGAGCUUUCAUCUGUCGAGCAGCAGCGGAGCAGCCGCGAUGCACACUCGGAUCAUCAAUCCCCACCUGGGUGGGGAUUGCGCGGACAACACGCGGAGCGUCGGUGGAGGUGAUCGUAAUAACUCGUCGCCGAGCGUCGGUGGAGGAAUCGGUGCGCGUAAACGACCGGACUGGAUGCGCUUGUCGCCUGCAGUGCGAAGCGGACCCGGCGGUACUCCAGGGCGGCAGCCGGCGGAGGAUUUGAUCGGGGGAGUUCCGGACGUGCAACGCGACAGCAGGCAGGUCUGGGCAGAAUGCAGGCAGGAGUUGCAUCGAGGUGAAACGGAGACGAUCACCAGAGGGGUGCAACGGUUGCAUGUCGAUGAAGUGGAAGACACGGCUGUUGAUGAGGGGCAGGGGUGUGACGACGUGGACGGCGAGGACGGUUGCAAGUCCGACGAUUUGCCAGACAUCAGGCCUCUUGGGAGGAGGGCGACGAGAGGCGGAUCCGGUGCUAAGAAGGGCCCCGCCACGAAACCGAGACAGACAAAGAACAUGGAUGACGAUGGCGAGGGCGGCCGGAAUUUCUGGUCGGUGGGAGACACGGUCGCGCUCGUGAGGGCGAAAAGGGAUCAAGAUCUGUAUAUCGCCGGCCUGGGGACUAGUUUCACCCGCAUGAAAACGGCCACGUGGAAGUGGGAGGACGUGCGGGUGAGGUUGCAGGCGAUGGGAGUGACGAGGGAUGCCGUCGACUGCGGGAAGAAAUGGGACAACUUGAUGCAGCAAUUCAAGAAGCGAGAGAACGUCCCUGCUGACACCCAGGGGCGGGCAGUGGGUCGGCAGCAUGUCCCCAAGUCAAAGAGGCUCCGUUCAGAAGAGCCAUCACCAAGCGUGCCUUUCCUGCGAGGGCGGUACUGGGCGGCAUCGAACGAAGACGAAGAUGACGACGUGUUCAUGACAGAGGAGGAAGCAGCAGAUGACACCGUGGCGGCACCCCGGGCAGCACUCUUCAAGCGAAGAAUGAUCAGGCCGCGGCGAGGAGAGCUCACGCCCCCCCCGGAGGGGCAACAAGGUCGUGGGCAGAGGAACACGAAAGCUAAGGAGGUUGUCGUCGACGUCGGCGACGAGGACAAUGAGCCAUUGGAAAGCCGCAGGCAGCGAAAUGCAAUGCAAGGUGCGACGGCGACGGGAGUAAGGAUAUGCGCCGCGCAUGAAGAAAGGCCACCUCAGGGCGCCAUGCCGUCCACGUCGUCACAGCCGCGACCGCGCAACGCGGCUGCAGAUGGAGGGUCUACCGAACACGGGGGAGGUGAGGUGGCCCACCAAGAAGCACGCGUGGCGAGCGCUGGUGUAGGCGCGGGGUCCUCAGGCAAUGUCGCUGUCGUGGCGGGGGCGAGGGAGGAGGUUCCUGUUGUGGAGCGGGAGGUUGCGCGCGGCGAGAAUAAGGGCGAAAGAGAGGACGACGACCCCCUUUUAAGCUGGGAGCGGAGGGGAGGGUUGGCGAGAGAUCUUGCCGACCGUGCCCGCCUGUGGGUCGACGACAAAGCAUUCUGGACAACGGGGGAGGGGCGCCGGCUCUACGACAUCGUCCACCGAACGCGGGAGCACUUCGAGGCCAUCGCCAGCGGGGUGCAAGCGCCCGUCGUGUCCAGGAGCGUCGUCAUGUCGAAAUCCGCGACGAGCCUCACGAGGAUUGCUGAUCCCGCUCAACUACAGCCAGCAAUCAUCCGCGGGGGGGCUGCAGAGAACAUAGUUCUGCGCGUCUUGCAUGGGUGGGUGUUCAAGUCAGGCAACCACCCCCGCGGAUACAAUCUCGCUUUCCAGUACGCGUUGGAGUCGGUGGCAACGGACCUUGCGCGCGUUAUGUGGUACGGCGAGGAGUGGAGCAACGUGGUGAGCACGGCCGUUUGCGCGCACACGAUCGACCUGAAUAUGGACUUGCCACUGUGGUUUGCGGGGGUGAACAUUGACGACAGGCCGGAGGACGACGACAUGGCUGCGUACCAGGAGUCGACCGUCCUGUGCGUCGUGCAUGCAUUUCGUGCCGCCGUGCAAAUGGGUGCGAACGUCGACGGCGGGUUCAUAUCGCACGAUCGUCUGUCGAGGAUCGCGGAUUGCUUCAGGCUGUUGUUGGCUGCCUGCAUGUGGUUGAUGCGCAUGGCGGGAGACGAUCAUCGUAGCCACUACGAAGCAUUCUACUUCGCGCAGCUGGUCGCGAAGCCCGCGCUGAUCGCGUCCAUGCAUCGCGCCUUCGAUCAUCGAAGGUCCGUCAUCCGAGCGACGAACGUCGUCACGGAGAGACUGGGGAAGGUGAACGCCACCUUUGGAGAGUACCCGAAGUACAUCCCCGAUUGGGCUUCCUGCGGCAUCACGUCCGGCCACGACGCGAGCAUCACGGGCCCAGAGGACGCGAAGAAGAGGGAUUGGUUGGGUUCGGGGCCCUUGGAGGAGGACGGUGGCGACAAUGGCGAAAACGACGCGUAGGGGGUGGAGGGAUGGUGUUGUGCUAGAUUGCCUUGGUUUGCUUGUCGCUUGUGAUGGCACGCGGACGGCGGGAAAGGUGGCGGUGCGUCGCGACACAGAUUGUUGUUGGUCUCUCCCUUCGUUCCGCACGAGCACAGAGUGUC